Messenger RNA from Alternaria rosae, 735 nucleotides. RefSeq lists its product as uncharacterized. Lineage: Eukaryota; Fungi; Ascomycota; Dothideomycetes; Pleosporales; Pleosporaceae. The record is from RefSeq and is a predicted model, not a curated record. Bases 1 to 735 code for a protein of 244 amino acids. The transcript has a single exon.
AUGUCGCCAACGCCCACGCCAACAGUGCUCUGCCCGCUAACCCUCCCGGCCUUGCUUCGCUACCUUCUCACCACGCAGUCAGAAACAUGUCAAACACUACUGAUCGUUUGCUCGAGUCGGGAUAGCUUCCUUCAAGAUCUUGCAACAUCACUGCACAAUCACCGUGAACAUGACGCGGAUGGUCUGGAGCAGUUGGUUGCGCCCACCCUUCAAAACUUACUCACGACACGGCAUGUCAAACUUGCAUUCUGCGCGUCUGUGCAGGCCUUGUUAGCCUACUUGACCGCAUAUGGUCGGGCUGGAACCAGUGUCGCUGCCGAUGCCGAGGAAGAGGAAAGGGUCGUCCUGGUGAAUCCACUCGCUUUGCAUGCGUCGACAUCUUCCUUCUCAGCCCAGGGCCUGUCCAGAUGCUUCUCGGCGGCGGCAGAAGUCGCGCUCAAACCAGGUGUUACGCUCUACAUCGCUGAAUGCGAGGGUAGGCGCGAGCGUCAAGAAGAGCCCGAUAGUGACGACACAGACAUGGCGAAUGAUGCCCAAGAGUCCGCCGCGGAAACUCGCAUGAAAGAUCCGUGGGAACAGGACGUCUCUAUUUUGAGUAUCUCGGCUCGGAAAAUCGGAUCUGGAAGCGGCGACCGAGCGUGGGCAGGUCGUACGGUCAAGGCGAAGACAAUAGCUGCCAGGUGGUUUCGCUUCUACGAUUUCGAGGAGCAACAAACACACGCAGACCAAGGGUGA